CAGCCGUCAUUACGUACUGUACCGACAGUGACACUGUACCACUCUGUAGCCGCGGGAACACUCCCGGCCAGCUUCGGAAGCGCGCACGCAGUGUGAGCAGGACGGCCCUACGCUACGGACCGGGAACGCUUGUUGCCUAGGGACACCCGGGCGUCAGGGCGGAGCUGUGCGUAAUUUUCUUGCCACUGUCGGUUGACUGAGUGACGCCAUGUGAACGGUGCGGAUUUGCUUGGUGGUGUGAGCUAUACCCGGCGGCGCUAUUUGGCCUGGUAACAUAACGGCAUGUUUUCCACUAAUUCAACAUUAAACGAUCUAACAUCUUCCCGGAUUUCUCCUGAUUCUACACUUGACACAUUAUUAAAUCCUUCCAUAGAAUUCUAUUCAGGACAACUGGAUAGUUAGAUGGCAGACUCCAGGAUGCCUGUGUCCCCAGACUCUCCUACAGCGGUAACUCUUAGUGAAAGGAAACAUUACAAUAAAGCACUCAAGGAGUUGUUGCGGAUGAUACAAAACACUAACUGGAUUGCUAAUUCACAACUGGAGAUAACAGAUGAUCGCAUUAUUGAUGGAGAAAUAUACCCAAUUCAGAAUUCCAACACACACUUGUACACAGAAAUAGAUGUUACGUUGCCAUCUCAUUUGGCUACACACACUUUCACUGAUCCAUCUCUGGAUACAAGUGGAUCAACUGCUGUAAAACAAAAUACCGGGAGGCCACAUAACAACUUUUUAAAAGGCUCUAAUGUUUUGCCUUUUGAAGUCCAUGAUAUAUAUGAUGAGCUGUCAGAAAUCUACCAAAAACUGCAGCAAGAAAGGAUGUCACAGCAAGAGUAUUCACUUCAGCUGAAAAAACGAGAAAAGCGAUUACAGGAAAGGGAGGAGAUGCUGUUAAAACAUGAAGCUACCCUGAGCAAGAUAAAAGGUGUAGAAGAAAUUGUGCAUGAAAAAUUUCGAAUAAUGAAAGAGCAACAUGAUGCGGAGGUAAAACGGGUAUCCGAAGCCCUCAAAGAAAAGAUUAAAGAAAAUAGGAGGAUGAAGUCUUCAUUCGAUACCCUAAAGGAGUUGAACGACACCCUAAAAAAGCAGCUGAACGAAGUAAGUGAGCAAAAUAAGAGAUUGGAAACUCAAGCUAAGAAAGUUCAGUCUCGUCUAGAAAACUUGCAAAGAAAGCAGGCGUUUGUUGCAGUACAGAAAUGCAAAGAUGUUUCCCAGGUUGUACGGUAUCCAAAGCCUCUGAGAGCUGAGAAAACAUCUGUAAAACCUAAGGUUCCUAAUAAUAUGCAAGUAUACAAGCUCUUAACUGUUCUUAUGGACUUGAUCUCUGCAUCGGAAGAAAACGGAAGCCAAGAGCAAUCAUUAUGCAUUGAUAAAUUGCCCACAAACUCUGUGCAGGAAAGGUAUGCCAAGGUCCUGCCUGUUAUCGUAGAGCAGUUUGAAUGGAUGCCACUGGUCAGCAGUAAACUGCAUUUAUCAUUCAUGAGAUUCACAUAUUGGGCAUUGAGGCAACUUGAACGCGGAACACAGUCUGCUAUGACCUCGACCUUGCGGCGCCUGGGUGAUGAAACAUAUAAAGGAGUAGUGUAUCAUCCUACAGAAGAAACCACCAUAUCAAAUAAGUCAAGAUCUGUGGCCUUCUUCAAAAGCAAUAAUUUACCACUGAGAUUCAUAUCCACUUUAGUCAUACUAAAAACUGUAACACAAGUGGACUACCUUGCUCAGGCGUUGGAUUCACUUUGCAUGGACUUGAAAAGUGAUGAAGGAAGAUGCCUUUUCAUAGAAUAUCAGGCUGUGCCAACGGUUGUGCAUCUUUUACAUGUCUCAAACCGAGGGCUUAUUUCCAGUGUCCUUGACAUCUUACUGCAGCUUUCAAUGGAGACCAGAUUCUUGCAGCCAUUCCUGGAGCACUGUAGCACGGAAUCAUUUUUCAGGACUUGUGCUGCGUUACUUAAAGAUCCUAAAGUGGAUGUACAAAUACUCGAAAAACUAAGCAUCGUUCUGCAAAAGCUCUCCAAAGUCAGGAGCAAUAGGAAGCUUUUUGACAUGUUUAACAUUCCUCAAGUGAUCCAAGAAAUGCAGAGGACAACAAACCCAGAUCACGCGUUUCUGGUUAUUAAUUUGAACUCCAUUCUUUUCCAUUUGGGUUUUGCAAAGACUAAAACACUUUCGCCCAGUGUUAGCAUUAAUCAUUGACCAGUGUUACAUAUAAUAUAAGCCUUUCUUUUCCUCUGAUGUUCAGUUUGUAGUAAGGAUGUGUAUAUCAGUAAUGUGAGUAACUGUGUUAACAAUGUACCGUGCUUAGUUAUUUUAUUUUAGUAGUUUGUCAUAUGUUAUUUAAAGCUCUUAUACUUUCGUGGUACCUGCUUGAACUCUAUUGUGUUUUGAAUUGUUGAAUCUAGUUUCUGUGUUUUUUUUCUAUUGAACCAAAAGAAACCUGACAUAUGGUUGACCAUAGUCAUUACCUAUCAGUCUGCAUGCUUUUGUAAAGUGGUUAAUUAAUUAUGAUUGUAGCUUUAUUUAUCAACAAAUAAACCUUUUUUCCUUUUA
Messenger RNA from Pseudophryne corroboree (corroboree frog), 2544 nucleotides. It is a transcript of the gene CCDC138, whose product is annotated as coiled-coil domain containing 138. The coding region runs from base 403 to 2190 and encodes 595 amino acids. The record is from RefSeq and is a predicted model, not a curated record. Lineage: Eukaryota; Metazoa; Chordata; Amphibia; Anura; Myobatrachidae. The transcript has 15 exons.